Molecule: messenger RNA, 357 nt
Organism: Psilocybe cubensis
Lineage: Eukaryota; Fungi; Basidiomycota; Agaricomycetes; Agaricales; Agrocybaceae
Exons: 3
Coding region: 1-357 (118 amino acids)
Source: RefSeq, a predicted model, not a curated record
AUGGUUGACCGUCCCUCUACGAAGAAGGGUGGUGACAGCCGAGUCACCAACGCUUCCAGACACUCCAGGAAGCGAAGGUUGUCGACGUCAGACCGAGAUAGAGGCAAAUCCGCUUCUACCGCCAAACGCCCGAGGACAGGGUCUCUACAGGACCCUGUGCAGACCAAAGAGGGAGAAGGCAGGGUUUCGGCGACCCUGAAGCCCGCAGUGAGGCCGCAGGUGGUGCAGCCAGCGCGACCGCGCUGUCUCGCUGACGGGUUCUCAGAGGGGCGUCUGGUGAUAGAAAAGCGUGAGCGUCACCGAAAGAAGGAAGGGGGUUUCACCUUCCAGGUGAUGAGGCCCACACAAGGGCCAUAG